AUGCAGGCUUGGGUCUCUGCUUUGGUGACCCUAAUCAUGAUGAUGGUUCUGACUACAGAUACUAAGAUCUAUGAUCGCUGUGAACUGGCACAAAAGCUGGCGAAAGCAGGCCUCAACAAUUUCAUGGGCUACAGCAUUGGAGACUGGCUGUGCAUGGCACACUAUGAAAGUGGAUUUGAUACCUCUUUCUUGAAUCACAAUCUUGAUGGCAGCAGUGAAUAUGGCAUUUUCCAGCUGAAUUCUGCAUGGUGGUGUGAAAAUGGUAUUACACCUACACAUAACCUCUGCCACAUAAGUUGUUAUGAUCUGCGUAAUCGCCAUAUUAAAGAUGAUAUCUUGUGUGCAAAGAAGAUUGUGACGUUACAUAAAGGGAUGAGUGCCUGGGAUACUUGGACACAGUACUGUUCUGGUCAUGAUUUAUCUGAAUGGACCAAAGGAUGUCAUAUAUACUUAAAACCUCACUAUAGGAAAAAUGACUGGUGA
Sorex fumeus (smoky shrew) is the source of this 483-nucleotide messenger RNA. Its product is annotated as sperm acrosome-associated protein 5-like. The record is from RefSeq and is a predicted model, not a curated record. Bases 1 to 483 code for a protein of 160 amino acids. The transcript is spliced from 4 exons. Gene Ontology annotation, molecular function: lysozyme activity. Gene Ontology annotation, cellular component: sperm flagellum; acrosomal vesicle. Gene Ontology annotation, biological process: fusion of sperm to egg plasma membrane involved in single fertilization. NCBI's taxonomy places the organism in Eukaryota, Metazoa, Chordata, Mammalia, Eulipotyphla, Soricidae.